This is a messenger RNA of Volvox carteri f. nagariensis, 1132 nucleotides long. RefSeq lists its product as uncharacterized. Bases 1 to 879 code for a protein of 292 amino acids. Gene Ontology annotation, molecular function: 6-phosphogluconolactonase activity. The transcript has a single exon. NCBI's taxonomy places the organism in Eukaryota, Viridiplantae, Chlorophyta, Chlorophyceae, Chlamydomonadales, Volvocaceae. The record is from RefSeq and is a predicted model, not a curated record. Gene Ontology annotation, biological process: pentose-phosphate shunt; carbohydrate metabolic process.
AUGGCCAGUGGAACCGUCGCGCCAGUCAGCGUCUCUAAGGGUGCUGGUGUGGACUUGAUCCCCCACCAGUUUCAGUACCACACCACCGAAACCGACGCUUCGGUCCUGCUGUAUGUUACCCCCGAGAAGGCCCAGGCGGGACUUACGAAGCUGGUCGUCGAGGCCGCCCAGGCUGCUGUGAAAGCCAAGGGCGCCUUCACGCUUGUCCUCUCCGGCGGCUCGCUGCCAGCGCUAUUGGGACCCCUCGCCAGCGCGAAAGGCAUCGAUUGGUCCAAAACGCACAUCUUCUUUGUCGAUGAGCGCAACGUGCCGCACACCUGCCCCGACAGCACCUUCAAGGCGGUUCAGGAAGCGCUGCUGUCCCAGGUACCCAUUCCGGCAUCGCAGGUCUACGCAAUUGCGGAGGGCUUGCCUGUGGAACAGGCUGCAACCCAGUAUGAAGGCCGCCUCAUCAGCAUUCCCGCAUCGGCGCUCCCGCGCAGCGCCGACGGCGGAUUCCCGGUCUUUGACCUCAUCCUCCUAGGCGUUGGUCCCGACGGCCACGUCGCCUCGCUCUUCCCCAACCGCCCCGAGACCGCCGCUACCCAAGGCUGGGUGCUGCCAGUGAAGGACUCUCCCAAGCCGCCCCCGGAGCGGAUCACCAUGACUAUGCCGGUGAUUAAUGCCGCUAAGGAAGUGGCGGUCGUGGCGCUUGGCGAAAGCAAGCGUGAGAUCGUUCAGCGCGUACUGGAGGUGCAGGCGCUGCCUGGCGCGCUGCCGGCGCAGCUAGUGCGGCCCAAGGGCGGCAAGCUUAAGUGGGUCCUUGACGUGGCAUCGGCAGAGCUGCUGGACGUGGCCAGCUGGGGUGAGGGCAAGGAGUUCCCGCGCAGCUCCUUUUAGGUGGUGCGCAGGUUGCGUGGGGUUGCGUAGGGGCGCGCAGGUUGUCGUGGUGUGUGUUUGGAGGCAUGGGGUGCGGGUUUAUAGAGGUCGGUUCUUGCGGGCUGUGCAGUAUUGACCUCUCUCUGUUUAGUGCCAAUCUUAAUAGUAGGGACUGUAGAAGUGAUUCAUGUUCCUACGGGCUUGGGGCGCUGGCCAUCGUCAAAGAUCUGCAAUAGCGGCAAGUUGCGUCGGCGUGAAACGAACUGGUGCCUGG